Anolis sagrei ordinatus is the source of this 871-nucleotide messenger RNA. Its product is annotated as methyltransferase-like 26 B. The record is from RefSeq and is a predicted model, not a curated record. Lineage: Eukaryota; Metazoa; Chordata; Lepidosauria; Squamata; Anolidae.
AAUAGAGCAGGAGGCAUCACACAACAGGCAGAAGUCUUGGGAGAAGAGAAGGCGGCAGAGCAUUUCUGGAAGGUGCAAAGAUGCUAGUCUCUCCUGUAGCUGAGAGGAACAAGGAGAGUAUUCUGGAGGUGCUGGCUGAUUAUGUAGAUGAUACUUGCUCAACUUUUGGGCUGGAACUAGGUUCGGGAACAGGACAACAUGUGGUGCACUUUGCCCAGGCCCUGCCCACUGUCAUCUGGCAACCAUCAGAGAUCAGUCCAGCUUCACAAGAAAGUAUCUCAGCUUACAUCCGUGCCACCAAGGUGACCAAUGUCCGAGAGCCCCUCUUCAUAGAUGUGUCACAGCCAUGGAACCAGUGGGCUGGCUUAGGUCAAAGCUGUUGUGACUUCAUUGUCAUUAUCAACGUGUUACACAUGACUGAUCAAGGCCUAGAGGGAAUGUUUAAAGGCGUAGGACAAUUGCUGAAACCUGGAGGCAUUUUCUUAGCCUAUGGUCCUUUUGCAAUUAAUGGGAUCAUCUUCCCGGAGUGCAACGUGAAACUAGAUGAAAUGCUCCAAGCCAGGAAUCCUGAAUGGGGGCUGCGAGAUGUGGAAGAGCUCCGUCAAUUGGCAAACGUCAAUGCACUCCGGCUUGAGCGCAUGGUAAGAACUGCAGAAAACUCUAUGGCCUCAGCCUGCUGUUUCCCUCUUCUGUCUUCCAUUUUGAAUAUAUCUACCUAUCCUCUUCAAUUCUGUGUCUUUUUCUCCCACAGCUGGAGAUGCCUGAAUACACAAAAUGCCUGAUCUUUCGGAAGAGGGAGUGAUGAUCUCUGACUAUAGCCCGGGUACUGUUUUCACAAGAACAAAAUAAACAUUAAAUUCUGAAAUAACAA